AUGCUUUCUUAUGCAAACGGAACAACGAUAGAUUUGUUGUCGUUAAUACCGAAAUGUGGUUCUUGUUUACAAGAGUUCGAUACGUUUCUGCACGCUCCACAAAUUUUACCGUGUUGUCAUACGUUCUGCCUGAUCAUCAAUAAACCAUCAGUCAGAACUUCGACGCCAUCAAAAAUUUGUCAAAUUAUAAAUAAAUGCUUUAUUCAACAUGUUCUGUUUAUUCAUUUUCUAGACGCAAACAAUGGGAAUCUAUACUGUGUGAUAUUUCAGUAG
Molecule: messenger RNA, 273 nt
Organism: Anisakis simplex (herring worm)
Lineage: Eukaryota; Metazoa; Nematoda; Chromadorea; Rhabditida; Anisakidae
Source: the annotation of a GenBank genome assembly